AUGUCAUUGCAUGGUUAUGUUGGCCAGCAGCCGUUUAGGGCCACACCAAAAAACACGGCGCUUCCAUUUGACCAUGAGGUAUCUACCAAGCCAACCGGGGCAUCUUUUGGCACCUCGGGUCAAGUCUUAAUUCACUGUCUGCCUGCUGAUACCACCGAAGAGAAACUACGGUUGAUGCUUCUAUUCUCGCAGGAACUCCUCAGUAUUGAAAUCCUGCCUCUAGAUGUGUCUCCAGACGUCGGUCUUCGUUCAGCUAUCGUCAAGUUCCAUACCCCUGCAGGCGCGCAACAAGCGAAGGAUAUGUUACAUGGCAAAUCCACUCGACCAAAUGAACACGAGUUGGUCGUCGAAAUCUUAUCUGGAAGCCCGACUGAUUCUAGAAGAUAUCCACUUGAAGACAGCGUCCCAACUCAGACGAAUGGCUCUACUUCCAUCGCUGCUCCAGGCGCUCCUUCGCGCCAGCCUCCUCGAUUCAGCGACUCGUUCUCUUCACAUGAAAAGAUCGUACCAGCCUCGAAUAGUCUGUAUUCAAUUAACGACGUGACUAGCCCCGAAUUCUAUCAUAAUAUUUUCAGUCCGCAGUCACCUAUUGGCAACCACCUCACCAAUCAAACACACAGCUUAGGAAAGACUCUUAUCCACGAUACGGCCGAGGACGAUGAAACUCGAGAACUGCUAAAAGAUCCUGUCGCCUACGCCGAGAAUGGGGCUACACAGCAAAGACGCGCUACGGCGCCACAGAUCCCCAUUGCGCGUUUGUCUAAUCUAUCGCUCAAUACCACUACCAAUGGAAACGGUUCCAUGCCACCAUAUGGGCACUCGAGCAUGACACCUAUGUCCGCUCACGGGAAUAAUAUGUCGCCUACUAUUAUGAACGGGGUAAACCACCCGGGAAGCUAUGGGAUGGCCAAUUAUAAUAAUAAUCGACAGCAUUUUCCGCCUGUUAACCCUGCGGAUCAGAAUCCCCCAUGCAACACUCUCUACGUUGGCAAUUUGCCAGUCGAUACCUCUGAGGAAGAACUCAAAGCUAUGUUUCAAAAACAACGUGGAUAUAAACGACUAUGUUUCCGUACCAAGCAAAACGGCCCCAUGUGCUUCGUGGAAUUUGAGGAUGUUACUCUAGCAACCAGAGCCCUUCACGAGUGUUACGGUAAACUUCUACACAACAGUGUUAAGGGGGGUAUUCGACUUAGCUUCUCGAAAAACCCACUCGGUGUUCGCUCCAAUCCAACCGGUGGCCCCUCCGCGAACGGCUCGAUAAGCAAUAUGAACCAUUUAAUGGCAGCAGCACCCAAUGGCUACGCCAUUACCAAUGGGCCACCUCCCGGUCUGGGGACUCCUCCAGGCCUAGGCCGUGUCGAUUACAAUAAUACAAACGGCAGCAACAGUAAUCAUCAACCAACAAGCGGUACCACUACACCUUCCGCUUACUCGAUGGGAAAUCGCUGGAAUUCACUAAGCUACUCCCAUCAUCCAACUGCUCGCUCCUCACCGCCUCCUAAUGGGGCCAACGGGAUCAAUGGAACCAAUGGGACUAAUGGGACUAAUGGGACUCACGAAACCGACGAGUCCAAUCGGCCCAUGCCGACAUACAUGAACUACUUGGGGAGGCGUUAA
This is a messenger RNA of Xylaria bambusicola, 1617 nucleotides long. RefSeq lists its product as uncharacterized. The coding region runs from base 1 to 1617 and encodes 538 amino acids. The transcript has a single exon. The record is from RefSeq and is a predicted model, not a curated record. NCBI's taxonomy places the organism in Eukaryota, Fungi, Ascomycota, Sordariomycetes, Xylariales, Xylariaceae. Gene Ontology annotation, molecular function: mRNA binding.